Rhizoctonia solani is the source of this 1737-nucleotide messenger RNA. RefSeq lists its product as uncharacterized. The coding region runs from base 1 to 1737 and encodes 578 amino acids. The transcript is spliced from 6 exons. Lineage: Eukaryota; Fungi; Basidiomycota; Agaricomycetes; Cantharellales; Ceratobasidiaceae. The record is from RefSeq and is a predicted model, not a curated record.
AUGCAAGGAUUUGAACAGAUUUGUCAUGAAGCUUCACUUUGCAAGGGCAAAAAACUACUUGCUGCAGAAAGGAAGAAAAAACACAAAAAGGAGCUGAAUCAAAAUCAAGUGAAGGAGUUUUGGAAGAGGAAAGUCAAGCAAGAGAUUGCUGCAGGGGAUUGGGAUUGGAUGGGCAGACCUGUUAAGCAAAUGCAGCUGCAUGACAAAACCACACCUGUAGCCAAUUUGGCACCAUCUAAAUCAAAGUCAGCAUACCUUACCACCAUUGACCAGGUUGUACAAAACUACUGGUUUUGGAAUCUAAGGGAGGUGGUCAAGGAGCUCCAACAGGGAGUAAAUGGCCAUCAGUUUGGGUUGCUCCAUAGUGGUAUGCUAACCAAAUGGACUGACCAUACAAACCUUUGCUGGAGUGACAACACAAAAGAAAAAGUCAAAUAUAUGAAGGAAAAAGAGUCCAAAGACGCCCCUCAUCUCACAUUUAAGAAGCUAGGCUGCCCACAAGUUCUUGAUUGCUACCCCAAUGCUUGUGAAGACAUCAAAACUUACUUGAAUAAGCUGCAGCUCAGUGGUGUACCCAUCACAUAUGGUGUUGCUCAUGCAGCAAUCCUAGGAUUCCUCAAGUCUUGUGCACCUGAGGCAUUUCAGGGAGGCCUAUUCAAGUGCUGCAGCUGCUCUGUGCAGCAACUCCUGGACACUGAGUUGAAUUGGUCAUACCAUUCUGCCACCCAAAAGGCCCAAAACACCCCCAACAACUGGGAGGAGCUCUGCACAGACAUGGCAAUGCGCUUGGCAUGGCUUAUAAAGCAACACAAUGUCCCAAUGCCCCUUGUCUUAAAUGAUCACCAAACUGGGAUUGUUUACAUGAGCACAGGAUUGCAAACUUGGGCUGAGAAGGGGAGCAAACAGGUUUUGGUUGUUGGGAAAGACAAGAAACAUCAAUUCACACUCAUGCCAACAGUCACUGCAUCUGGGGCUGUGCUUCCUUUCCAAGUGAUCUAUGCUGGCAAAUCUGACAAAUCCUUGCUGUUGGCUCAUUUUUGGUGGCAGUGUGAACUCCAAGAGUUGACCACUUGGAUGCAUGAAAACCACCCAGGAAUUAAACUUGUUUACAUUUUUGGAGGCUGCACUGGCAAAGCUCAACCUUGUGAUGUCAAUUUCCAACAACUGCUCAAGCAUGUCAUCAAAAUCAAAUGCAUCAAGUACCUAGUUGAGCAGACCCAAGUUGAGCUGAACAAAAAUAUCCCACCUGAACAAGUUUGGGUGGACUUCAGUGUUGGAACACUUUGUGAUCAAUUCCCAAAAUGGUUACUCACAGCUUACAAGUGGUUUCAAAGCCAUCCAGAGGUCAUUUGUCAGGCAUGGUCAUGUGCAGCACUUGGCAGGUGGAACCUUUCCAACAAUUUGCUUGUUUCUCCCUAUGCCCAAUCUAUUGUUGACAAGCACUUUGAAGAUGACACUGCAUUUGUACUUUCAGUUUCAAAAAAUGCAACCACUGCCAAGCUCCAAGAACAUCUCAAAAUUAACGCAGAUGGGGCCAAUUACAACAAUGAUCCCACUUUGUCAGCCCUUGACAUUUCCAAUCUGGGAGCAGGAGGGAAUCUAAGCCAGCACAAUGUUGUGCUUGAUGACAACAACAAUUAUAUAUACAACAGAGAGGAAGGUCUCCCCAAUGAUGGAUAUUCCAACUAUGCCAAAUCAGAAGCAGACUCCAAGAGCAAUAGUGGCAGAGGACACUGA